GCGUGGGCUGCAAAUUCAGUUGCGAUGGAGACCGUGUCCCUGGAGCACCAGAUCCAGAGCGUGCAGAGGCACAUCGCUUUCCUGAAGAAGGAGCAGAUGGAGCUGCUCCAUGGCCUGCACCUGGAGAUCCUCCGCCUGCAGAAGCACUGCUCAGAGCUGACCCACGACAUUGAGAUGAAGGAGCUGGAGGCCCGCCAGCAAGUCGCGCUGGAUCGGGAGCUGGAAGAGAAGUGCCGGGCAAUGGAGGCCCAGCUGCAGGAGAAGGAGAAGGACAACCUGGAGCUGCGCAAGGAGCUGCGGCACAAGGAGUCGCUGGUGGCCGCACUGCGCUCCAGCCUCCGCAGCAAGGAGCGGCACUUCCUGGAGGAGCUGAAGCGGCGCAGCCACCGUGUCACCAUCCUUGACACCGAGCUGCAGAAGCAGACGGAGGCGGCUGCCUACCUCUCCCUGCAGCUGCAUGCCACCGCCCAGCGCCUGCCAGGCCCCCGCAGCAGUGGGCGGCCACCCCCUGAGCAGCCCCCAGCUGAGGGCAGGCCGCAGCGCCGUGGCCAUAGGGUACACCCACGGCGCCCACCUGGGGUCGGCACCAGGCCCAGGGACCCCGUGCGUGAGGAGCACGAUGCCAUGCCCGACCCGGCCCUCUUCCUCUAUACAGCACGGCCGCCCGCCCCGCAGCGCCCAUCACCACUGGAGCCGCCUGCUGAGCCCCGGGGCACUGCCACGGCCCCCCGGGCACAGCGCCUGCCACCGCCACAGGAACCCAUAGCCAGGGCUCGGCCAGCCAAGGGUGAGCCUGGCAAGCAGCCGGGGCCUGGGCCCCGUGGUGCCCGCACCCGGGAGUAGGCAUUGAGGUGGGCACGGCCUGAGUGGCCAGGAAGGCGCUGACCCCGAGGCACCAAGGUGAGCACCAGCCAAGGUUGCUGUUCCAGGAUGGGAAGGGGGCAGCAGAAGGCAGUGCCCUGCUCGCAGCCCAGCGCUGAGCCCGCAGGGCUGGGCCGUGCAGAGCGAGGGGGGGUGAUGCUGCAUGAGGCUUGCCAAGGGGCAACAAAGGAACAAGGCUGGGACAAGGCUGCUGCAGGGUUCCCCCAGGCUGAAAGGUGCCCACCUGCAGCACCCAGCACUGCUCCCCACGCAUUGCUGGAGCAGGUGUCUGACCCCUGUCAUCUGCAUGGGGUGGGCUCUGUCCACGUGCCAGCACUGCGUUCCUCAUUGGCACCUACAGCCGGAUGCUGUUUUCUCAGUGUAGACUGAUAAGGCACUGGCAAAGCGGGGUCUGGUGCACUGCCACCCACGGGGCAGAGCUGGCCACAGUGCAGCCCCAUGAGGAGCAGAGGCUGCAGAUGACGCUUUGCCCGCAGUGUCCCAGCCAUUGGAGCCCACCUCCUUCGUGCUGAGUUCAAAGCCCUUGGAAAGCAUCACCCUCUCUCCGAAUCAGGCUCACCUGCCUCCAGCCAACAGAGUACCCAUACAGCCAGAGCUCUCUAUUUUUGUAGCUCAGUGUUUAUACCUUACAAUGCUUUUAUGAGACUCAGUAGCAGACCCAGGCCAGCUCUCCAAAUGGUUAAGUCAAAUCCCAAAGCACGAUACGCGCUGUAGGAGGAGAGCAGCUUUUGUGCUGCCCUUUGGCUGUGACGGGCACCCACUGGGGGAAGUGUCCAACACCAGUGGCAGGGCCCCCCCGAGCCCCCAGUGCUGCCCCAGAGGCCUCUGGCCACGCUCCCAGGUGGGCACUGCAUGGCAGCAGGUGAGGCACAACCUGGCGUCCCAUGGGUGAGGCCCCUCCUGGCCUUGGGACCGGGCUGCUCUUCCCGGGCUCAGGGGACUUCUGCUGAGGGCACGUCCCAAUGUUCUUUUAAUGUGUGAGAGGGUAAAACACCUCUGUGUGUUCCUCUGCUGUGAUUUGCACAGCCGCUUUCCCCCUCGUUCCUAGACAAUCCUGAUACACAGAGUGUGUUGCAUUUUUAUUAUAAAGUUAUUGAUAAAAUCAUGUUGUUCAUGACCGACCUGAGCAUUAGAAAGGGAAGGGCGUGUAAGUACCCUCCUGUUCUCUGUAAAUAUCUCCCUAACAAUCAGCAUUUUUAGUGCCUAGUAUGUAAAUGAAGCAACCCUGUGGGAGCUGCAGGACCCUUCCCCCUUCACAGCCAUCAGCUGCGCUCUGAGCUUGAGGGGGACAUCCCAUCUUGAUGCCUCAUGGCUUCUGCCCACCCCAUGGCAGCCUGGACGGACAGGGAGGCAGCAGGGCCACGAGAGUCCGGGGCCAGCCCUGCAUCCCUGGGGGAGCUGGGCAGGGCUGGCCUCAUGCACUGCACUGCGGUCACUGCUGCUCCUGAACAGGGGGAAGCUCUAGAGUACUAUAUAUACACACUUAUAUAUAUGUAUACACAUAACGCACUUGCUUUGAAGGGAAAACAUUGUAUGAUUGUAAUAGAAAUGAUGUUGAAAUAAAUUAUUUUAAUCUUUGUA
Molecule: messenger RNA, 2463 nt
Organism: Numida meleagris (helmeted guineafowl)
Lineage: Eukaryota; Metazoa; Chordata; Aves; Galliformes; Numididae
Product: coiled-coil domain-containing protein 92
Source: RefSeq, a predicted model, not a curated record